GUGUGGGUAUCUAAUUGGGCGGCAGGCAGGCAGACCGCAAUGCGUCGCGUCGCCUCGCCUCGACUUCGUUGUUGUACUCCGCUGCUGCUGCCGAGUCCCAGGCCCAGACACACAGACCCGCCACAGAACCGCAACCACAGACCUGAAACCACAGCCAGAGCCGGAGUCGGCACCCAAUUAAUUGUUACUGUUAAAUGCACCGCGGAAAUCGAAGUCUGAAAGUUCCUACCAAAAAAUAAUAUAUUGUACUAAACACCUUUUCGCGCCACUUUUGAGCCACGCCCGUUUGCCGCCCCCUAGCUCUGAUAAACCCCCAACACACAGUGGACGGACGGUCAACCAGUGCAUGUGAUAAUAAUUUUCAAAAAAAAAAAGAAACAACAGAAAUCAAGUGAUAAAAGCGAAACUUAGAUAAAACAUUGGAACACCAUCCAAACACUAGACUACACUUCACCCCCGAAGAGAGCUUGCAAGGAGGAGAGCAGAAGGGAGGAAACGCACAUUGAUGGUCUGCAAAAUUAUCUCAACGAAUGUCAAGAUGCAGCUGAAGAUGGAAACGCAGACAACGCAGCAGCAACAGCAGCAGCAGCAACAAUUGCAACAGCAGCAACACCAACAGCAACAACAGCAGCAGCAGCAGCAGCAACAACAGCAACAGCAGCAACAACAGCAGCAGGUCCAGGUCCUGACCAAGCAGCAGAUCCCAUUGAUAGACAAGAUCAAGCUAGAGGCCAGCAAUGGAGCCGAGCAACUGAGUCAGCAGACAGCCAGCGCCCUGGAGGAGCAACAGGAACAGCAGCAGCAGCAGCAGCAGCAGCAACCAGCAACAUCCGUGGGAGGAGUCAGCAGUGAUCCUGAAGAGCAGUACGUGGUGGUGCCACGCACCCAGCAGAGGCGCAUCCUUACCACAGCGGGAACACUAGAACUCAACGAAGCUCGGGAGGGAGAGCCCAGCAGUGGGAGCUCUGGUUCCGCCUCGGAGGGGCACAUCGUGUACCAGCGCAGCUCGCACCAUUCCCCUGGGGCUGCACACGCCACGCACUACGUCCAGAUGGCGCCGCGCAAUGCCGAGGUGCCAGAGGUGCCAUCAGGUGCGCCACCGGGCACCCUCUACGCCUAUCCCUCAGGGCAGAUCAUCUGCAGCGGCGAGGAUGUGACGGCCAUCAAGAUAGAGACCGUCGAGAAGGGCGAGGUGCCAGGGGAGUCGCAGCAGCUGCAUUCCCACCAGCAACAGCAGCAACAGCAAUUGCAACAUCAGCAGCAGCAGCAGCAGCAGCAGCAGCAGUGUCCCACCCCCAAUGGAGCCGCCUAUGGGGAGGCCAUUGUGAUCAGUCGAGAGGCAGAGGCACUGCAGCAUCACCACCAGCAACAGCAGCAGCAGCAGCAGCAGCAACAUCAGCAGCAGCAGCAACAUCCGGCAUCAGCGGUGCACAUCGCCAGCAGUUCCCAUGGCGGUACCGUGCGCUUUGUGUCCGAAGACGGACGCUUCUCCACUGCUGUGCCUGAGGCGUCCGGCUCCACGCUGUACUACGAUGUGCCCGUGGUGGAUGCCAGUGUCCAUGCCAACGAGUCCAAGACGUACGCGGACCUGGGCAACGCCUAUGCCUUCCCUCCGAGCUCCAGUUUCACGAGCAACAGCUACGCGGCCACCCUGCAGCAGGGGAACACCAUCUACACAGUGCCCGGGGGCCAGUUCUUGGCAAAGUCCGAGGCGAGUCUCAACUCCCUGCGGCAGACAGGACCGACGACCUUUCUGAACCCCUUCCCAGACGGCAGCCAAGCCAUCGACCUGUGGACAUCGCCCGCUCCGCCAGAGUACCAGAAUACACCAUUUACUAACUUCCAUCCGCAGGUAAUGGACGAGUAUGCCUCCAGCAACAUGACCACCACCCACUGGUCGCCCGCCAGCAGCAUCGGGCAGUACGAUGGCAGCCUGGUCACAGCCUCCGCCACAUCCUCUCCGAACCACGAGCUCAAAUGCGAGAGCUGUCAUUCGCCGUUCGUCCGCAAGGGCACGGACUUCUUCUGCCCCAAUUGCAGCUUCAUACGCAUGACCCCACGCAUGCCCCCGCGGCAGGCGAAGCCAAAGACCCCUGCGGCACCCAACAAUCGCCGGAACGGAGUGACCUGCGCCAACUGCCAGACCAACUCCACGACUCUUUGGCGGCGCAACAACGAGGGCAAUCCCGUGUGCAACGCCUGCGGCCUGUACUUCAAGCUGCACAGCCUGAACCGGCCGCUCUCGAUGAAGAAGGAGGGCAUCCAGAAGCGGAAGCGCAAGCCAAAGAACAAUGGAGGAGCGCCCAUACACAGGCACGCCCAGGCACCACUGCCAAGCAUGUCGCAAGGUGUCAAUCUGAUGGUGAACAACGCCCCUCUGUAUCCAUCCCAAGUGCCCAUGAAUAUGCUGCACAGCCAGCAGAAUGCCAGUCCCGAGCUGCACGACAUGUCCACGACGGGACCGGCCGGAGGAUCACGUGUGGUGGCCAUUCAGGUGCAGAAUGCCACGGGUGCAACGCCCAGUUCCGAGGGGACUCUGAAUAUGUCCGCCCGCCACCAUGUGACCGGUGAGAGCCAUUCGCCGUACAGCCAGCAGACGACACCGUCGCAGAGUCAGUCGCCGCAUUUACCCAGCCCCGUAACCCUCAAUCGCCAGAUAGUCCAGCCAGUACCUGCCAUUGAGAGCGGUCGCAGUUCCUCCAACAACAACAACAGCGAACUCCCACCGAGCGUCAUAACGCGCACUGGUUUGCCGGAGCGAUCAUCGAAUAACUAAACUUUAAAGCGAACUAAAAGUAAAGCAAACCAAAAUGUCAAGAUUGCCAAAAUAUUUAUUUAAGCUAUAGCUUUAAGAUCUACAUAUGUACUAUAUCUAUUGUGUAGUAGUAUCCAAUGCCCCAGUUAGGAGGAGGACGAAAGGAAGGAAACUUUUGUUGAUCAGAGGAAUACUUGAAAAGUUUCUGGAUAAACCAAUCAAUCAAUCAUACCGUUUAGUCAAUCAUUUGAAAUGAUUUGUGGACCCGUAUUCCGAGCACUCUAGAAGUAUUUUAGCGAAAAACAAAAGCACGAGAAGACCAUAAAGAAGCCUACGAUUUUGUAUGUUUAAAUCAAAUAAAUAAAUAAGUUGUAAACGCAG
Messenger RNA from Drosophila pseudoobscura, 3136 nucleotides. RefSeq names its product endoderm-specific GATA factor (gene GATAe). Gene Ontology annotation, molecular function: zinc ion binding; DNA-binding transcription factor activity, RNA polymerase II-specific; RNA polymerase II cis-regulatory region sequence-specific DNA binding. NCBI's taxonomy places the organism in Eukaryota, Metazoa, Arthropoda, Insecta, Diptera, Drosophilidae. The record is from RefSeq and is a predicted model, not a curated record. The transcript is spliced from 6 exons. Gene Ontology annotation, biological process: positive regulation of transcription by RNA polymerase II; negative regulation of transcription by RNA polymerase II; cell fate commitment. The coding region runs from base 506 to 2776 and encodes 756 amino acids.